UCCACUCCUCUUCCCUCGCUUCAAGCGAAACAAAGGUCGCUCUUUUACUUCUUCCGUGAUCAGAGGCGCAGAGCUGCGAGCCCUGCCGCAAUGGUGACCGAGAUUUAUAUAGUAGAGCUAUAUGUCAGACCUUACCAAACUUGAGGAAAUUUGACCAUCAAAGUACUACUCCAUGUAUGGACAUGUCGAAAAGCUAGCAGAGGAGAUCCAAAAGGGCGCCUCAUCUGUUGAAGGAGUGGAAGCUAAACUUUGGCAGGUACCCGAGACUUUGCCGGAGGAGGUACUUGCAAAGAUGGGUGCACCUCCUAAGGGCAAUGCACCCAUCAUUACACCAAAGGAACUUGCUGAGGCAGAUGGACUUUUAUUUGGGUUCCCAACUAGAUUUGGCAUGAUGGCAGCACAGUUCAAAGCAUUUCUUGAUGCAACCGGAGGACUAUGGAGAGCACAGCAGCUGGCAAGCAAGCCAGCAGGAAUAUUUUACAGCACUGGAACACAAGGCGGUGGUCAGGAGACUACUCCUUUAACAGCGAUAACUCAGUUGGUCCACCAUGGGAUGAUCUUUGUGCCGAUUGGCUACACCUUUGGUGCCAAAAUGUUUGAUAUGGGGAAAAUAAAGGGUGGCAGCCCUUAUGGUGCAGGCACAUUAGCUGGGGAUGGAUCCCGAUACCCAUCGGAGGUUGAGCUGGAGCAGGCUUUUCACCAGGGAAAAUACUUUGCUGGCAUUGCAAGGAAGCUAAAGGGAUCCUCCUGAUGUCAGCCCAGAUAGAAUUAUCAUUGGAUUGCCGGAUAAACAUAACUCUUUGUUUAUGUUUGAAGUCAGUGAGUUUUUUGAGCUUUCAUAUAAGUUUACAUAUCCUGGUGCAAACUCUUCCAUCAAUAUCAUGUCAUCGUUCACAAUUUGGGUUUCAUGUUGCUGUUGAUCUUUUUCCUGGAUGGCCUACUUUGAGAAGCAGCACUGUUCCUUGUAUUUAGCUGUCUGAUGCCGUUAAUGAGAAGCACCAUUUGCUUCCAUAUCAUUUCAAAUGUAUUUUUUUG
Molecule: messenger RNA, 1035 nt
Organism: Musa acuminata subsp. malaccensis (wild Malaysian banana)
Lineage: Eukaryota; Viridiplantae; Streptophyta; Magnoliopsida; Zingiberales; Musaceae
Source: RefSeq, a predicted model, not a curated record